AUGUCGACCGCACAGCAGUCGUACAGAUGUAACUCGUUUUACUCGUCGACAGUCACAAUUGAGGCAGCCCGAGGCGCAGGUGGUGAGCACCUGUCAAUUGACCGCAACAGCGGGGCUAUCAAGGUCAUAAACUCGACUAAUACAGCAGCAGCGUUUGCCGCCGCGCCGCAGAUGACUAUGAGCGCGCAUGGCAUAAUGGGAAUAAUCAACCUGCUCAGAGGGCCGUAUUUGGUGCUGAUUACUGGGCGCGAGGUGGUAGGGACGAUUGGGCCGUCGCCGGUGUACAAGGUCACGGAGACCAGGGUUGUUAAAGUCGCCGCCGACAGCCGCGUUGUGUCUGGGAUGGACGCCUUUGACGAGGCGACAUAUCUGCGCCUCGUGCACAAAGCGCUGUCGGUCAAGUCGUUUUAUUUCUCGUAUGACAUGGAUCUGACAAGCUCGUUGGAGCGCCAGCAGCAGAAGAUGCAAAACACCCCCGCGUCUAUGCUAAGCGCGUCGCUUUACAAGAACGCCAACGACGAGUUUUUCUACAAUAAGUUUCUUUCGGAGCCGCUCAUCGAUGCGGUGGCCAACAGCUCGAAUGCCGGCGUUUUUGUUCUGCCCGUCAUCAACGGCUUCUUCGAGUGCCAGAAGGUUGUCAUCCGGGGCACAUCCUUCAAUUACGUUCUGGUUACUCGUCGCGGGUACAAGCGCCAGGGUACACGCUACUUCUCGCGCGGCGCCGACGAGGACGGCAACGUGUCCAACUAUGCCGAGACCGAGCAGAUUGUGGACUUUGCUGCACCCAGCUCUAGCAGCACAGACCGCGAGCUCGAGGGCCUCCAAAUGGCGUAUGUCCAGGUGCGCGGCUCCAUCCCGAUUGUGUGGGCCCAGAUCAUCAACAUGAACUACGUCCCCACGCUCAAGAUUGACAUUGAUGCCAGCCGAGAGCGCUUUGCUAAGCAUAUGACCAAGAUGAUUGACAUGUACAGCGAGGUUGUGGCUGUCAACCUAGUGAACAGGGUCAAGUACGAGAAGCCGAUGGGUGACGGGUUUGCCAAGCUCUCCCAGGGGUUCAAUAACCCCUGCUACCACUACACGCACUUUGACUUUCACAAGGAGUGCAGCAAGAUGCGCUGGGACCGCCUGAGCAUUCUCAUGGAUGAGCUGGCCGAGUACAACGCCCGCUUUGGAUACUUUAAAAUCAAGCGCGACCCGAAGGACCGCGCCCACGGCGGCGAGCCCCUGCACCUCCAGGUCGGUGUCAUCCGCACUAACUGCAUGGACUGUCUGGACCGGACUAACGUUGUCCAGUCUGAGCUUGCUCGCAUGCUUCUGACCCAGCAGCUUCGCGACGUCGGCGUGUUUUCAAGCACCGACGUCAUUGGCAACUUCCCCGCGAUGCAGUCGAUGCUCAACAACCUUUGGGCUGACAAUGCCGACGCAGUCAGCUGCGCGUACUCGGGCACGGGCGCUCUCAAGACCGACUUUACGCGCACAGGCAAGCGGACCAAGGCAGGCGCUCUGCAGGACGGCCGCAACUCGGUCGAGCGGUACAUCCGUGGAAACUUCUUUGACGGCGACCGCCAGGACGCAACAGACCUGCUGCUUGGAAAGUACAGGCCUAAGCUCGGUGCGUAUCCCUUCAAGGACGACCUGCCCCUUGAGAGCAAGGCGCUGGUGGGCACCGCGUACGUGUGCCUGUUCAUGCUGAUUUACGCGUUCUUCUUCCCGCGCGGCGGCCACUGGUUCGGCGCAAGCAACGUCCUGUUCAUCACCAGCUGGGUCCUGGUUCUGGGCCUGGUGUUCUGGACAAUCAGAGACAAGCACACUGCCGAGCUGCUAAACUGGCCCAAGCUCAGCGCCUACGCAUACCGGCCGGCAGUCAUGCGCGCCAACUCUGCCAUUUCUCUGCCGUUGCUGGACCGCCUGUUUUCAAACUCCGCCACCAAGGAGUCGCUGCGAAACGACGAGAUCAAGAAGAUCUGGCCGACGGAAAAGAAGCUGGCAUGAGUGUUGAGUUGUGUGGACCAUUCUUUUUCAAUUUUCCAUUUUUGGUUGUUUUUUGUUUUCUCCAUUUUUCCACAUAAUACACACACGUUGGUCCCUAUUUUGCCAA
Molecule: messenger RNA, 2098 nt
Organism: Kickxella alabastrina
Lineage: Eukaryota; Fungi; Kickxellomycota; Kickxellomycetes; Kickxellales; Kickxellaceae
Product: SacI homology domain-containing protein
Exons: 3
Coding region: 1-1992 (663 amino acids)
Biological process (GO): phosphatidylinositol dephosphorylation
Cellular component (GO): endoplasmic reticulum
Molecular function (GO): phosphatidylinositol-4-phosphate phosphatase activity
Source: RefSeq, a predicted model, not a curated record